Molecule: messenger RNA, 2028 nt
Organism: Rotaria sordida
Lineage: Eukaryota; Metazoa; Rotifera; Eurotatoria; Philodinida; Philodinidae
Source: the annotation of a GenBank genome assembly
AUGACAAAAGUUGCUACUGAUACACUUAAUUAUGAACUAACAGAACGUGAUUCACAACGUGUGACAGCAUCACCAACUGCAUCUAAUAAAGUCGAUCAGAAAUCAGUUGCUUAUGAUAAUCCUGGAUUUUUCGAUCAACGACCAUCGGCAUCAAGUCUUGGAAAUGGAACAAUUAUAACAACAAAAUUAGAAAUAAAAAAUGAGGAAGAAGAUGAGGAGGAUGAUGACGAAGAUAAGAAUAAUGCAGGAUUUGAAAGAUUAUCAGGAGAUGGACAUAAACUCGGUUUAUUUGUAUUGAGUCUCCAUGGAUUUUUGGUUCGUAUGAUUCAAAAAGAAAAAAAACUGGCAGUUUAUGCAAUAAAAAUAUUGCUUUUAAUUGGUUUUAUAAUCUUUUUUGGUUUUGCUAUGAGUGAAAAAUAUGGAACACCUGCUUUCCCUAUACGUGGAAAUGUUUUUUAUGGCAAUCAAGGUUUUGCUAUGUUUCUUCUUGUUGCUGUUGCUGUUUUUAUUAUUGCAUGGGAAACACUUCUUGGACGUUCAUUAGAACGUCUAAUUAAAUUUAUUUCAAAAUCAAAUAGAAAUAAUCGAAUAUGGAUUCAAAUUGGUCGAUUAUUGAAUAGAUUUACGUGGGUUUUACAUCUUUUAGUUUUUUUUGGUGUUGCUCUUUAUGUUGGCUUAACAGUCAGUCGAGCAAGAAAUUUAGUUUCACUUGUUGGUAUUUUUACAUUAAUUUUACUUGGAACGCUUGGUUCAAAAUAUCCUCAUCGAAUUCCAUGGCAAACUGUAUUGUAUUCAUUUAUUCUACAGUUCAUAUUGGCUGUUUUUGUCAUUCGAGUUGAAGUUGGUUUUGAACUUUUUGAUUUUCUUGGAGCAGAAGUAACAAAAUUUAUUAAUAAUGCAGAUGCUGGAGCAAGAUUUGUUUUCGGAGAUACUUAUCAAGAUCAUUUUUAUGUCUUUAAAAUUACUUCAAUAAUUAUUUUUCUUGGAUCCGUGAUAAAUGUUCUGUAUUAUUAUGGUGUUAUGCAAUUUGUUAUAGGAAAAAUUGCAUGGCUUAUGCAGAAAUGUUUGAAUACAACAGCAGCUGAAUCAAUGAAUGCAGCUGCAAAUAUAUUUGUUGGUAUGAGUGAAGCACCAUUGCUUAUUAUGCCAUUAGUACCGAAAAUGACAACAUCUGAACUUCAUGCUGUAUUAGUCGGCGGUUUCGCAACAAUGGCAGGAUCUGUUCUUGCUACAUUUAUACUUUUUGGUGUUCCGGCAAAUCAUUUAAUUGCUGCUAGUGUUAUGGCUGCACCAGGUGCACUUGGAUUUGCGAAACUUUUAUUACCCGAAACACAUAAAUCAAAAACAUCAUGGGAUACCGUACAAAAUGUGCCACUAAGUGAUCAACAUAAUGCAAUUGAUGCUUUAAUGACUGGAGCUGGAAAUGCAUUAAAAAUUUGUGGUUAUCUAAUUGCAAAUUUAAUAGCAUUUAUUAGUGUUCUCAAUUUUCUUGAUGUAUCAAUAUCAUGGUUAUUUAAUCUUGUACAUCAUCCUGAAGUUAAUUUUCAAUAUAUACUUGGCUUAGUCUUUUAUCCAUUUGCACUUAUAACUGGUAUAUCAUUACGUGAUUGUCUUAUUGGAUCAAAAUUAAUCGGUAUUAAAGUCAGCUUAAAUGAAUUUAUUGCUUAUCAAGAACUUGGUAAAAUUCGUAAGUUACGUAAUGAACUUAUAGCAAAUGAUACAUUUUCAUUGUAUUUAAAUGGUACAUUAACAUUACCAAAUGAUAUUCAAAUGUUAUGGGAUGAAAGCUCAGUAAUUAUUUUAACUUAUGCUUUAUGUGGAUUUGCUAAUUUUGGUUCAAUGGGUAUUGCAUUAGCAACACUUGGUGUAUUUGCACCUACACGAAAACGUGCUUUACUUAAAAUUGCACCACGUGCAUUGAUCGGUGGUAAUAUGGUCUCAUUGAUGACUGCAUCAAUUGCUGGUCUACUUUAUGAUCCUCGAAAUGCACAAGUAGUAACAAAUCUUACGAAUGCUACAAUGAUAUGA